GUCUGGAUGCGACACGGCAUCAUAGGGAGACAAGUGUAGGCCCAUCUGGUUUCGCGGUCGAGCCUCGGGCCUCUGGUGUGCAGCUCGAUCGGCAGGUCAAAGGUGUCAACCAGGCUGUAUGGCAGUGGCAGACACACGUCGGCAGACAGAGAGCAACCUAUGCUAUAGUAUCGUACAUAGACAGCGAUCGACGCCAGUAUCGUCCUGUUUCACGGCCCAGGUUCCGUCCGUCCCAUAUAAGGUUUCGGGCGACCCUGCUAGAACGCCCGAAUGCCCUCUCGUGGCCAUGCUAGGCACGGUAUCAUGGAGCAGGCGUGGAGAAGGUCAGGGGCAACACAGGCCCUCCGCCUUGGUAUUGAGUGCAUGCUGUGUCAACGGCAGUGGAGUCGUGGCUCCUGUCAUGAGCGCGGGCUUGCGCCGGCGCGCCUAACGAAGCGUCGCGCCUUCCCAACGACGGCAGCAAAUGGUUGCCACUUAAGGGGCCUUCCCGUCCCCAUUCGGUUCUUUUCGCCCGCAAGCAGGAAUCACCUUCGGCCAAAGUUGGAACGACCUGCUUCAGGGAGCGGUUCGCGACAGGACCGCCUGCGCACUGGGAGGACCCUUGAAUGCGCCCUCCCCUCCUCCUUCUCCCCAUCGUCCCGUCCCGUCUGCAUCUGCGGUCGUGUCGAGGGUCCUGCGGCCGUGACCUCCACUGGGCUCGGCGCUGCGACAGGUACAUCUUCAAGAGACGGCCGCCAUCUCUGUCGCUCCCCGACGACCGCCGACUCUGCAACUCGACCUGCCGCCAUGCCCUAUCCCCGUCCGCCCUGA
Molecule: messenger RNA, 810 nt
Organism: Gaeumannomyces tritici R3-111a-1
Lineage: Eukaryota; Fungi; Ascomycota; Sordariomycetes; Magnaporthales; Magnaporthaceae
Exons: 1
Coding region: 271-810 (179 amino acids)
Source: RefSeq, a predicted model, not a curated record